This is a messenger RNA of Pseudonaja textilis, 2313 nucleotides long. RefSeq names its product cytochrome P450 2J6-like. Lineage: Eukaryota; Metazoa; Chordata; Lepidosauria; Squamata; Elapidae. Gene Ontology annotation, molecular function: oxidoreductase activity, acting on paired donors, with incorporation or reduction of molecular oxygen, reduced flavin or flavoprotein as one donor, and incorporation of one atom of oxygen; iron ion binding; heme binding. Gene Ontology annotation, cellular component: intracellular membrane-bounded organelle; cytoplasm. Gene Ontology annotation, biological process: xenobiotic metabolic process. The record is from RefSeq and is a predicted model, not a curated record.
UUUCAGCUGUACGAAGUACUUCCCUGGCUGAUGCGUCACAUUCCUGGGCCGCAUCAAAAGACACUGUCCCACAUUAAGUUUAUCUAUGAUCUGGCAAAGGAGGAGAUAGAGAAGCACAAGGAAAACCAGUCCUUGCACGAACCCCGGGAUUUUAUCGAUUACUAUCUUCUUCAGUUGAAAAGAAGCCAGAAUGAUCCUAGCGAUACCUAUGAUGAAGAUAACCUAGCUGAGUGCAUUGUCGAUUUUUUUAUAGCUGGGACAGAGACGAGUGCCACUAGUUUGCAAUGGGCAUUGCUUUUCAUCACCAAUCACCCAGAUGUCCAAGAUAAAGUAUACAAGGAGAUACAAAAUAUUUGCCCCUCAGGCUUGAUUUGCUAUCGGGAUCGAAAGAAACUGCCUUAUACCAACGCUGUGAUUCAUGAGAUCCAGCGGAUCUAUUACGUCUUAAGUUUUGGUAUUGCCAGAAGAUGCAGGAAGGAUACGAACAUGCUUGGUUUUUACAUUCCAAAGGGGUCUAUAAUUGUACCCGAUCUCCGUUCAGUUCUUCUGGAUCCCGUGCAGUGGGAGACCCCUGAACAAUUCAACCCCAAUCAUUUUUUGGACAAAGAUGGAAAUUUUGUGGUGAGGGAAGAAUUUCUUCCUUUUGGAGCAGGGGUGCGUAUAUGUUUGGGAGAGCAGAUAGCGAGAAUGGAGAUUUUCCUUGUCUUUACCAACCUGCUGAGGAACUUCCGGUUUCAGCUGCCUAAGGGAGUGAAACAAUUCAGACAAGAACCUAUAAGUGGACUUACAGUACAUCCCCAUUCUUAUAAAGCUUGUGCUAUGCCCCGUCAAAUGGAGGAAGUUGGAAAAUGGUUGUUUGCUUUGUUCCUGACUGGCAUCGUGUUGUAUUUCCUGAAACAACUGUGGUCCCGUAGAAAUUAUCCACCUGGGCCCUUUCCACUUCCUUUCAUUGGAGUCGCAUGGCAGACGGGAAUUCGAGUAACUCCGACACUUUUAAUCAAGCUGGCUAAGCGAUAUGGAAACAUCUACACAAUAUGGUCAGGACACAUGGCUAUCGUGGUCUUCUCUGGAUAUCAGGCUGUCAAAGAAGCCCUCAUUCAGACGGAAGACUUCGCUGAGCGACAAAUGACUCCUUUUUUUAAAGAGGCCUUUAAAAACAAAGGUAUUAUAUUUUCAAACGGUCAAAACUGGAAGCAACAAAGACGGUUUGGUCUAAAUACUAUGCGAAAACUUGGCCUCGGGAAGAAAGGCAUGGAGAAUCAAAUAGAAGAGGAAGCUCAUCGGUUGGUUGAAAUCUUUGCCCGUGCAAAAGAACAGCCACUAGAUCCUUCGUUGCCUGUCACCACUGCAAUCUCCAAUUUGAUAUGCAUUGUGGUUUUUGGAUAUAGAUUUUCUGCCAAAGAUGAAAAAUUCCAGAGAAUGUUAAUAAACUUGAAUUACUAUAUGAAAUUUGGAGGCAGCUUUGUUUACCUGCUGUAUGAGUUGUUUCCAUGGUUGAUGAAAUACCUUCCGGGACGUCAUCAGAGAGUGUUCCGUGCUUUAAACGAUGUCACCUCGUUUGCCAAGGAAGAGAUAGAGAAGCACAGGGAACUUCAAUCACUGCACGACCCACAAGACUUCAUUGAUUACUACCUUCUUCAGAUGGAGAAAACCAAAGGGGACCCUGAGUCUGCUUAUGAUGAAGAGAACCUAGCUCAGUGCAUUGUUGAUUUUUUUAUCGCAGGCACAGAGACCACGGCCACCACCUUACAAUGGGCACUGAUACUCAUGGUGGCUUACCCGGAGAUCCAAGAGAAAGUCCGCAAGGAAAUAGAAGAUACGUUGGAUCCUACCUAUCCAAUCCGCUAUCAAGAUCGGGUGAAACUCCCGUAUACCCAUGCUGUGAUUCAUGAGGUUCUCCGUUUGAAAUAUGUCUUAAUUGUUGGAGUCCCCAGGCAAAGUGUCAGAGACGUGAACCUCUAUGGAUAUCACAUUCCAAAGGGGACUUUGGUUGUUACAGAUCUGAACUCAGUUCUUUAUGAUCCCAAGAGAUGGGAGACUCCUGAAAAAUUCAACCCACACCAUUUUUUGGACAAGGAUGGACGUUUUAUAUCAAGGGAAGAAUUUUUGCCAUUUGGAGCAGGGCCUCGUGUGUGCCUGGGUGAGCAAAUGGCCAGGAUGGAGCUCUUCCUUUUCUUGACCAUCCUACUGAGGUCCUUUAAGUUUCAGCUGCCAGAAGGAGUCAAAGAACUCAGUCUAGAACCCAUUGUGGGGUUAUCGUUGCACCCUCGUCCUUACAAACUUUGUGCUGUUCCUCACUGUAGGACCCCGUAA